Molecule: messenger RNA, 3345 nt
Organism: Carassius auratus (goldfish)
Lineage: Eukaryota; Metazoa; Chordata; Actinopteri; Cypriniformes; Cyprinidae
Product: sodium- and chloride-dependent GABA transporter 1-like
Exons: 15
Coding region: 557-2485 (642 amino acids)
Biological process (GO): sodium ion transmembrane transport; neurotransmitter transport; nitrogen compound transport
Cellular component (GO): axon; cell surface; plasma membrane
Molecular function (GO): gamma-aminobutyric acid:sodium:chloride symporter activity
Source: RefSeq, a predicted model, not a curated record
UGAAACUUGAAUUUUAAGUCAAGAUUUCAAGGAUUUAACGAGAGAGAGAAAAAUAAGAAAUAGCCAAUGUUCUUAAUAUGCUGUUGCAUCCCAAGAAUUAUGCUCAGUUUUAGAACAAAGAAACCUAAAUAUUAAACCGAUAUAUCAGAAUAAUUUUACUUGAGUGUGAUUUAACAUAAGGUAAAGAUUUGAAUGCCUGACCUGAAAGUGUGUGUGCGUGUGUAUGCGUGUGUCCGUUGGGGGGUGUUGACUUUCACAUGACAUUGACGCUCUGGAAAUGUUGAGUAGCUGCUGAUCUCAGACAGUCGUUGCUCGGUGGAUUCAGCACCACUCGCCCGUGGACAGCUCCCGCAGGACCGCUUUACAUGGACAGAAGGCUCAUUUACGUGCCAAGACAUUCUGGAAGUUUACAACUUGGAGAGGAAUCUACGGAUACCUCACUGCAUGACACACUGGAAUAUUGCUUUUGGGAAAGAAGCCAAAUUCACUGUUAACUGAAACUGGUUUGAUCGGGUGUUUGCGUGGUGGAUCUCUGCUGCUGUCUGAAAUCAGAGACAUGGCGACAAACAACACCAAAAACACCGAUGGACAAGUUGUGACGGAACUCAACGAGAUCACAACUAACGACAAACCCAAAGCGGAGGACGUCAAACCAGAGAAAAAGAAGAAAGACAUCCCAGACAGAGAAACUUGGGGUGGGAGAUUUGAUUUUCUCCUGUCAUGUGUGGGCUACGCCAUCGGACUGGGCAAUGUGUGGAGAUUUCCUUAUCUGUGCGGGAAAAACGGCGGAGGGGCUUUCUUGAUUCCUUAUUUUUUGACGCUUAUUUUUGCUGGAGUCCCUCUAUUUUUUCUUGAAUGCGCUCUUGGACAAUACACAUCCAUUGGCGGCCUUGGGGUUUGGAAACUAGCUCCAAUGUUCAAAGGUGUUGGUCUUGCGGCUGCUGUUCUCUCAUUCUGGCUGAACAUUUACUACAUUGUCAUCAUUUCCUGGGCAAUUUACUACUUAUACAACUCCUUUACCACUGAGCUUCCAUGGACAUCUUGUAACAAACCAUGGAACACAGACAGAUGUUAUACAAACUACAGCAUAGUAGAUACCACCAAUCUCACCAGUGCUGUCAUGGAGUUUUGGGAACGCAAUGUGCAUCAAAUGACUGAUGGCUUAGAAAAACCUGGUGAAAUUCGUGCGCCACUUGCAAUAACACUGGCCAUUGCCUGGGUCCUUGUGUACUUCUGUAUCUGGAAAGGUGUUAGCUGGACUGGAAAGGUUGUUUACUUCUCUGCCACCUACCCAUACUUCAUGUUGUUCAUUUUGUUUAUCCGUGGAGUGACCCUGCCUGGGGCUAAAGAGGGAAUCAUGUUCUAUGUCACUCCUGAUUUUGAGAAGCUGAAGGAGUCUGAGGUUUGGCUGGAUGCUGCAACACAGAUUUUCUUCUCCUAUGGUUUGGGUCUAGGCUCUCUUAUUGCUCUGGGCAGCUACAACCCUUUCAACAACAAUGUGUACAGGGAUUCUAUCAUUGUGUGCUGUAUAAAUUCCUUCACAAGUAUGUUUGCUGGCUUUGUGAUUUUCUCUAUUGUGGGCUUCAUGGCACAUGUGACAAAGAGAUCAAUAGCUGAUGUAGCUGCAUCAGGUCCUGGUUUGGCAUUUUUAGCUUAUCCAGAAGCUGUGACGCAGUUGCCCGUCUCACCACUGUGGGCUAUUCUCUUCUUUUCCAUGCUGCUGAUGCUGGGAAUCGACAGUCAGUUCUGCACAGUGGAGGGCUUCAUCACUGCUCUGGUGGAUGAAUUCCCACUGCUGCUCAGGAAAAGAAGAGAGAUUUUCAUUGCAUGUGUUUGCAUUGUAUCCUACGCCAUUGGGCUGUCCAACAUCACACAGGGUGGCCUCUAUGUGUUUAAGCUCUUCGACUAUUACUCAGCCAGUGGAAUGUGUCUGCUCUUCUUGGUGUUCUUUGAGUGUAUCUCAAUCUCCUGGUGCUAUGGUGUGAACAGAUUUUAUGAUAACAUCCAGGAAAUGAUUGGAUACAAGCCUUGUCUAUGGUGGAAACUGUGCUGGGUUUUCUUCACCCCUCUAAUUGUCGCUGGCGUGUUCCUCUUCAGCGCGGUGCAAAUGGUUCCUCUUACAAUGAACAACUAUGUGUUCCCUAAAUGGGGGCAAGGAGUAGGCUGGCUCAUGGCUCUGUCCUCUAUGGUUCUCAUACCUGGUUACAUGGUCUAUAUGUUCCUCACCCUGAAGGGAACAUAUAAAGAGCGGAUCAGGAUAAUGCUGCAGCCUCCAGCAGUCAAGCGUGCUCAGGAGAAUGGGCCAGACCAACAGCAGCUGCAGACACAGCCACAGCACCCGGAGCAAUCACUGCAGCAAUCACCGCCACUAGUGCAGCAACCUGACCCAGCACCACAGCCACCACAAGCACCACAAGCACUGCAACAACCGCCGCAGGCUGAUAGUUCCUCUUCGACUAACCCUGGCAAUGAUGCCAACGUUUAAAACAAGUAGAAGUGAACCCCAGCAGAGAGCAAUCAAAGAUUAACAACACAGAAGACUUCCAUGUUUAUACAGUAAUAGAAUCAUCUACCUCCAGGGGUCAUACAUAAUCAAGCUAAACAUAAAAAAAAUUUAAAAAAAUAAAAAAUAAAUAUAUAUAUAUAUAAGAACACAAACACAAAAACCCAUGCAUUUGAAAAACCUACACAGAUUUUGUAUGUUCUUCAAAUGUGAAGCAAAACGUGUCAGUGUUAAAUUACUUGUACUAUGUAUAUUGUGAAUUUGUCUCUACUAAGGUUAUACUGUGAGUUAGAUUUAAGGACAGUGCGUUGUUUGGCAAUGCACAAGCUGUUUAUGUGAGGUAUGUACUGUUUCUAUGUUGCACUGGGGACAAAGUGGGAGUAUGAGAAACUGGGCGAGAUUAUGUUACAUUCUGGGUCAUUUGGGCAAACCAACGUGUAUCAAGCAAGCCCUGUGUCUAAAGCACAAAGAAUUUUAGAGCCCUUGGGUGACUCGUCAUGUGUUGUUGAAUAUAUUUGUUGAGAAAGACUGUUACUAUUUAGUUUUUCAUGAGAAAAUGCUUGUAUGUGAUGAAAACAUUUUUAGAAUUAUUUUUAGAAUGCUUUGUACUUUAAUGUUGAGACCAAGGACCAAAAUCAUAGACUUAAGCAAAAACAAAUAUAUGCCUGCCAAUGUGUAGUAUGUAAAGCACAGGGUACAAAAUAAUAAUAAUUAAAUAAAUAAUAAUAAUAAAAACAAAAUGGAAGCAUUGCAAAACAUAGGGUGAACAUUUUUGCUGAUUAUACAUAUUAUUGAUGAGUACUGUCAAUCCAGUGUCCUGUUUACAUGUCCCCUCAGGAAUA